Messenger RNA from Gasterosteus aculeatus aculeatus (three-spined stickleback), 1665 nucleotides. RefSeq names its product GTPase IMAP family member 7. The record is from RefSeq and is a predicted model, not a curated record. Gene Ontology annotation, molecular function: GTP binding. NCBI's taxonomy places the organism in Eukaryota, Metazoa, Chordata, Actinopteri, Perciformes, Gasterosteidae.
GAUCCCGUGGUCUCCCUCGUGCUCCGCGGUGACGCACGAUAAGCAAACCAAACCCUGUCAUACAUUUGUAUUAAGUGCGCCUCCUCUUUUAUCCAGGUGAGUGUUGUGUAAUUUCACUUUCGACCCACUGCCACUCCCACUGAAAUGAAAAAAAAGCACCAACCCUUUUUUAUAUCUGCGUGACCACAUCAUGUCCAUAACUAAAUAAGUGUCACGGACAGGCAGCCCAAAACCGCCUCGAGAAAAGGUCCGCUCGGUCGGCUGCUUUCACCUCAAACGUUCUGCGGCGCGAGGGCCCCGCGCGCCUGGGAGAAGCCUGUGACGAAUGCUGCGAGGCGACGACAGGAGGAAACUGGUUCGACCGGAACUUGAAAACGCUUCUAAGAACAGUGAGACUUCUGAGACGCAGUCAGACAGACCUGCAGUGAGGACUGACAUCGUACAGACAUGGUGGCCACGGUUGGCAGAUUGACUGAGAACAACCCUGAUAUACCCGAUGAACAGCAGCAGAAACCGCCCCUGAGAAUCAUGCUUCUCGGGAAGAGCGGGGUUGGCAAGAGCUCAAGUGGGAACACCAUCCUCGGGCGGGAGGCGUUUGAAUCGGACAUGAAGCUGACGAGGGUCACUAAAUACUGUGAGAAGCAGAGCGGGACGGUCAACGGCGUCCCCGUCGCCGGCGAGGUUCGGGACGUGCCCGUCUCCGUGAUGGACACGCCCGGCCUUUUCGAGACGGGCCGCAAGGAGGAGGUGGUCCUGCGAGAGAUUCUGAAGUGCGUCAAACUCCACGAGCCGGGUCCUCACGUCUUUGUGCUGACGCUGGCUGUGGGGAGGAUGACGCAGGAAGAUCAAGAUACCAACAGACUGAUCGAAGAGAUGUUCGGCCCCAGAGUGUGGGACUACACCAUCGUGCUGUUCACCUACGGGGAUCGCCUGGCUCACAAGAACAUAAACGACGUCAUCUCGGAGAGCGACGGCAACCUGCGCAACUUCAUACGCAAGUGCAGCGGCGGCUUCCACGUCUUUGACAACAAGAGCCCAGAGGACCAGGACCAGGUGACCAGCUUUGUGUCAAAGAUCCAGACGCUGGUGGCCCUGAAUGGAGGGGGACAUUACGACAACUCCCUGUAUCCCCAAGUGGAGAGAUGGAUCAGGAAAGAACAGGAGAGGAUCCUGGCGCGGAGAAAGAACGAGAUCGUUGGUCAGGAGAGAGCGCUGCUGGAGCGUUUCCAAGGGGAAGAGUUGGAGGAGGAGAAGAACCAGCUGUGGAGGAGAGAGGAAGACAAAUCAAGGGUGGCUGCAGAGAAAGCGGUCCGCAGUUUCUUGUACAUGCCGAUAUUCAUCCUCUUCCUGGGAGCAAUAGCGAUGGUAGCUUUUUUUAAUCAGCUACCAAUUCCGUAUCUUGAGGCGGGGAUUCUGGUUAUCGCUUUGAUUUUCUUAUAUGUGACACGUGAGUCUAUUUUGCCAAAAAUACCUGGGCUUCUCCAGAGAAUUCAAUGGCCAGAGAUGCUGACACCGAGGCAUUGAUUUAAAUUCUUCAGUUAAUAAUUAGACACCAAAGAAACAAGUUCUGAAUUCUAACGAUUUCUGUGACUCUGACUUAAUCUACUGUCAUGUAACACAACUGUAAAACUUGCUAAUAAACAUUGUAUUAUCAACAAGUCAAAA